Messenger RNA from Symbiodinium necroappetens, 1149 nucleotides. The record is from the annotation of a GenBank genome assembly. Lineage: Eukaryota; Dinophyceae; Suessiales; Symbiodiniaceae.
AUGUGUUCUCGAUCCUUUGUUGUGCAGAAGCGCAGCGCCAAGUCCCUGAGCCGCUAUCAGAUUGGCGAUAAACUGGGAGCAGGCUGCUUCGGGACCGUAGCGAAGGCAACCGACAAGCUCUCAGGCGUUCGACGGGCCUUCAAGACUGUCUCCAAGGUCAAGCAAGCUCAAAUGUCGAAGAAGGAAGCUGCAACGAUGGCACUCCUGGACCAUCCGAGCAUUUGCCGGCUCUAUGACAUUAUUGAUGAUAAAGACAACGCGUACUUCGUGAUGGAGCUCUGUGCCGGAGGUGAUUUGCAGCAGCGCCUCGAGGGUUUCACCGACCAGUUCUUGCCCGAACCCACGGCGGCGUCCCUUAUGAAGCAGCUGUUCUCUGCCAUGAACUACCUCCACCAGCUCUGGAUCGCGCAUGGAGACUUCGCAGCGCGCAAUGUUCUGAUCAAGGAGAACAAGCCUUUGGAUCAAAGCAUGGUCAAAGUUGCAGAUUUCGGGAGUUCCCGCAGCGUCGACACGACGCAAGAUUCCGGAUCACACAAGAGCGACAUUUGGGGUCUGGGGCGGCUCAUGCGCGGCCUUGUUUGUGACAUUAGCCGCGUUCUGGGCAAGUCCACGAUCGCAAGCGCCUCUGGUCAAACGUCGGUUCGAAAGCCGAUGGACGACAGUGCAUGGAUUGGGCAUUCGGACGAGUCGCGCUGCCUUUGCGGCCGCAUUCUUCGCCGUGAUCCUGCUGCAAGGUGGACUGCAGAAGAGGCUUUGCACCAUCCCUGGCUGAUUGGCGUGAAAAUGCAGUCGAAGGAGGCAACCGUUCCAGAGAACAUCCUGCAGCGCCUACAGGCUUUCGCGAACGCCAGCUGCCUGGAGCGGGUUGCGCUGCAAGCCAUCGCAGAGCAGAGAGGAGGCUGCGAACACCUCUUUGUCACGCUUGACAAGGACGCUGAUGGCCUCCUCACACCAGCAGACCUCCAGUGCUCCCUGGAAGAAGUCUUCGGCACAGCCGCUGAGAUGCCGAACUUCCAUUUUCUCCUGGCCGAGGUAGAUCCGGAUGGUGUCGGCGCGGUAGAGCUUUCAACCUUCAAUGCUGCGAUGCUCCAGGCAGCCAGCUUGGACAAGAGAACGGUGACAGCCGGCUUCCGUGUGAUCGACAGGGAC